Messenger RNA from Pichia kudriavzevii, 3075 nucleotides. RefSeq lists its product as uncharacterized. Gene Ontology annotation, biological process: protein import into nucleus. The record is from RefSeq and is a predicted model, not a curated record. Lineage: Eukaryota; Fungi; Ascomycota; Pichiomycetes; Pichiales; Pichiaceae. Gene Ontology annotation, cellular component: nuclear envelope; cytosol. Gene Ontology annotation, molecular function: small GTPase binding. The transcript has a single exon. Bases 1 to 3075 code for a protein of 1024 amino acids.
AUGAAUGUCGAACAACUACACCAUUGCUUUUUUGGGUCUCUUCAAGCAGAUCCUAAUGUAAGAAGGCAAGCAGAGGCACAAUUGAACGAGCUCUCACAUCAGGUUGGGUUUUUAGCAGCUUGUUUAGACAUUCUUUCCACACCAGAUGUCCAGCCAAUUGUUAAGCAGUCAUGUUCAAUCUACUUCAAGAAUGUAAUAUUGAAAAAUUGGACUGUCGGUACCUUAAUAGACAAUGAUGAAAGACCAAUUAUUAGAGAGAGACUACUUGUUUCAAUUGUCAAACUCGAUAAGAUUUUAAGAAAUCAAUUGCUUCCUGCAUUGUCCUUGAUCAUCAAGUUUGACUAUCCAAGUACUUGGCCAAACUUAUUGGAUCAUAUUCUCAAUUUAAUCAAUAACUCAAAUAGUGAUAUCAACUCAUUGUAUAUUGGUAUCUACUCAUUCACUGAGCUUUGCAGAAUUUACAGAUGGAAACAUAAUUCAGAUAGACAGGCCGUUCUAGACCCGAUCAUUAGCAAUUUUUUCCCAAGCUUAAUUAGCCUUGGUACUCAUUUGUUAGAGGACACCACUUCAAGAGGUUCUUAUGAAGCUUCUGAAAUCCUUAAGCUCAUAAUCAAAUGCUACAAAUUUGUCACAUACUUGGAUUUUCCAGAACAGUUAAGGAAUGGCCAACCUUUAAUUGAUUGGAUAACUUUCCAUGUUAAAGUAAUCACUGCGGAUUUUUCAGGAAAUGCACCCGAAGGCUGGUUUAAGGCCCAGAAGUGGGCUUAUCACAACUUAUAUAGACUCUUCCAAAGAUACGGUACAAAGACAUUGACUUCUAAAUUCCAGUAUGACGAGUUUAGAGCCAACUUUAAGGCCAAUGUGUUACCUCAAUUAAUUAACGUUUACAUGGGGAACUUAGAAAAAUGGACAUCAGGAAAUAAAAUCAUAUCAGAUGCUUCCUUAUAUCAUCUGAUUCAACUGUUCGAACAGGCUCUACUCAAGAAGGACACUUUUAAAUUAGUUGAACCCCAUUUCAACUUUAUUAUUGUUACUCUUUCAUUCCGUAUUUUCAACCCCAAAGAUGAAGAGUUAGAAUUAUUUGAAGACGAGCCCGAGGAAUAUAUCCAUAGAAUAUUUGAAAUUGUUGAAGGUAACACUGGAGAAGAUUCAUUGCAUUCUUUUUUGUUCACGUUGGUUGAAAAAAGAGCUGAUUAUUUAGUACCAAUGUUUCAAUUUAUUGGUGAGAAAUUCACAGAGUUGGCACAACAGGACACUGUUGAGGCAGCAAGGGCGAAGGAGGCUCUCAUGAAAUUCAUAUCACCAAUAUCGUACAAGCUAUCACAACCAAAUAAUCCGAUUUUCAAUGAAGUUGAACCGUUUUUAAAUAACUUUAUAAUACCAAAUUUCCAAUCAAACCAUCAAUUUCUCAAGGCAAGAGUGAACAACCUGGUUUCAAAAUUUGAUAAUUUGGAAAUAAGAGAUGUUAAAACUGUCGAAAAUCUAUUCAAUGGUAUCAUGUCUUCGUUUUUAGACGAGUCCAGUCAACUGCCUGUUCAGAUUCAAGCAGCUUUAGCUAUCCAGGCGUUUAUUAUCAAUGACGCAUUUAAGAAUUCACUUGAUAAUUAUGUUUUAAAACUAAUGGAAAGAUUGAUGGAAUUGUCGAAUAAGUUUGAUUCUGAUAUUUUACCGGCGGUUAUGCAAGAGCUAGUUGAGUCAUUCCCAGAUAAACUCGAACCUUUUGCCGACCAGUUGAUGGAACAGCUAUGCAUCAAGUUGACAUCACUAUUGAAAUCCAUUGGGGAGAUGUCCAACUCUCUCGAAGACUAUGACGAUUUUGAUAAUAUGGCUAACGACAAAACAUCCACCGCACUAGGUAUUCUUAAUACGAUGAUUACCAUUUUGUUGUAUUUUGAAAAUUCGGUGGAUAUCAUCUCCAAACUUGAGGUUUACUAUUCACAGGUAAUCAAACUUAUUUUUGAAGACAAGAUUGAAGAUUUUUAUGCAGAAGCGGGCGAAUUGAUUGAAAACACAUUGUUUUUGACAAGAAAAGUUUCUCCACUAAUGUGGUCACUACUACCCCAAUUUGUUCAAUGUCUAUUGAACGAUGAAGAUAUCACAUUGUACUUAGAGGAUUCAUUGCCUGCACUAAAGAACUAUCUGAUUUUUGGCGCAUCGACAAUUCAAGAAAAUGUUCAUGUUCAGGAAUUAUAUUAUAGGAUUAUUUUGAAUGUUUUCGAAAUGGAUUUUGAUGAGGGCGAUGUUGGAUUUUCUGACUUAGUUCAUAUUAGUGAUUUAGCUACCACAUUUGUUUUAUCACUCAAUUCCUCAAUUGCUGGCAAAUAUGUUCCUUCGUUAAUAAACUACUCGAGUAAAUUCCUUAUUGAUAUCAACGAUACGUUGAAGGAGAAGGGUAAGCCAUUUAGAAUUGCUGUCUUGGAUAACAUAAUUGCCUCACUAGUAAUUGAUCCAAACAGCACCCUAAAAAGUUUAAUCGAGUCCAAUCAAAUUGAAAAUUUUAUGGCUAAUUGGUUCAACUCAACUGAUGAUCUCAAGAGAGUCUUUGACAUCAAACUCUCGAUAUUGGGUUAUAUUUCCCUAUUAAGUAUUGAUUUACAGUCCAUUGACUCGAUGGGUUUGAGUAGGGCCCUAAAUACUUGUGGUAUGAAUCUUACGAAGCUCUUUAUCAUCAUCCCCCAAGCAAUAAAGGAUUUAGAGAAAAAGCGUUCUGAGUACACAGACAAAAGCUGGGAAAAUGAAUUAACAUAUAACAUCAAUCAAGUUAACGAUGACGACGACGAUGUUACAGCAAAUGCAGGGCAAACUCCACUUGGAGGUGUUGAUGGUGAAGAUGAUGAAGAGCAAGACUACAGUAAUUUUUUCACUGGCGAAAACAAAUUUAGUUUUGAAUCUGAUGAGGAGUUACAGGAAGAUCCAUAUUCAAAUACUAGUUUGGAUAACAUCAACAUUUUCAGUCAGUUCAAAAGCUUUAUUCUUGGUGUCCAAAAUAAUGAAGGUGAUAAAUACGGACAUAUCUUUGGUCAAUUGACUGAUUCCGAUAAAGAGAUGUUAACAAGUAUAUUAAAUAGUAUAUAG